UGGAAAACCCGUCCUAAAUAUAGGCGCGGGAUUAUUUCUGACGCGCGGUGUCGCGAGCGCCGUCCGCGCCGUCCAAUACCAAUCCAAACACAUUACCGACACACCGUCUAAACUUCCAACGUUUAUUACACCAAUAUUUUAUAACGCUGAUUACGGGAUACUGAACUUUACUUAUAAUGUUCGUAACGUAAACUAAUUAUCAUAAAUGCUAUAAAUUCGGUAACGCGAUACGAUGGAGUGCAGUGUUGUGAAGUUUGAAGUGUUUAUUUUAAAAUGAUGUUGUGACAUAUUUGUAUAGAAACAUGUUUGUGGUUUGGUUUGUAUUAGUGCUGUCAUCGCAAUGUGUUUUAUCUCAAGAGGCAGAAGGACCCACCCUUGGAGGCAUAUUUUACGAAGACUCUCCUGACAUGAAAGUGGCCUUAGAAGUCGCCGCUAAACUAUUUAAUUUCAAAACUUCUGUAAAGGAAAUAUCUAAGCGAGGAGAGGUUCUGGAAGUUAGUCAAUAUGUCUGCGAGCUGGCUGAGGAAGGUGUGAUUGGUAUCAUAGAUGGGACUGGCGGUCGAGCUAUGGAGAACAUUCAGGCUUUGUGUGACAUGCUCGAGCUGCCUCACGUCAUCGUGAGCGAGCAUAACGACUUGUACAACCGAAACUGGUCCGCCCUGAACAUGUAUCCAAGCCCUUCUGUUUAUAAUCAGGUUUUACAAAAUUUGGUUAUACUGAAGGACUGGAGGGCGUUCACCAUACUUUACUUACGAGGAUACAGUCUAUUGCAUGUCAGUGACUUGCUACAGAUGGGCAACAAAACAUACCCCUACAUAGCCACGAUAAGAGAACUCAGUGGAAACGAUUACAGGGAAGUUUUAAUAGAUGCCAAACACAAUGGGUAUACAAACUUCGUGGUUGAUUGUCCGUCUCGUAACCUGGAAGAAGUUCUGCUUCACGCGCAGCAAGUCGGGAUGAUGGCAGACGAACACUCGUAUAUAUUCAUAUCACCCGACCUCUUUACUCUGGACAUGAGUCGGUUCAGGUACGGCGGCGUCAAUAUGACCGGAUUUCGUCUAGUAAAACUAGAAGAUGUAGAAAACAUAAGACUAUGGAACUUCACGUAUUUAUUUAACCAGGAAACGGGGAAGGCCUUAGAAGCUGAGGAACUAAAAACAAUUUUACUCCUCAUUUACGACGCUGUGGAGGUGUUCGCUGCUGCCAUCAAGAAAGUUAAUGUAGAGGCUCAACAGUUGAGCUGUGCCAACUAUGACGCCUGGAUUUAUGGAUCGUCUUUAAUGAAUUUUAUGAAGACCAAUAAAGUUGAAGGUCUGACAAGAACAUUGAUAUUUGACGGCGUAGGUCAAAGAACUGAUGUGACAUUUGAUGUUCUAGAAAUUACGUCGGCUGGAAAUCAAACAAUAGGAACUUGGAAGAAAAGCGAGUUAAUUUUGGACAGACCACUUGUAGCCGACGCAGAAAUAACACAAGAAUCGGCGCUUAGAAAUAAAACGCUAAAAGUAUUAAUAUCAACGACAGCACCAUACGGUUACCUCAAAGACUCACAUGAAAAGUUAGAAGGCAACGAUCGUUACGAAGGCUUCACCAUAGAUUUAAUUGACAGGCUGAGUGACUUGCUAGGAUUUAGUUACGAAUUCGCGGUCGAAAAUAACUAUGGUAGCAAGAAGGAGGGGAAAUGGAAUGGUAUGGCGUUGCAAUUGAUGGAAGAUAAAGCUGACCUAGCUAUAUGUGAUUUAACUAUGACUGCGGAGAGGCAAAGCGGAAUAGAUUUCUCAACGCCAUUCAUGACGCUCGGUAUUGGAAUCCUGUAUAAGGAGCCCAGUAAACAACCUCCAGAGAUGUUCUCGUUCAUGGCUGUAUUCUCAAAGGAGGUGUGGUAUUACAUGAUGCUGAUUCAACUGGCUUUAGGUGGGACUAUGAUCUUUGUGGGCAGGAUUUCGCACAAGGAAUGGCAAAACCCGGUACCUUGCAUAGAAUCACCAGAGGAAUUGAGCAACCAGUUCAGUUUCGCUAAUUCAGUCUGGCUUAUUAUUGGUUCCGUCAUGCAGCAGGGUUCUGAAAUCGCUCCAAUCGCCUUGGCUCCUCGUAUGAUCACCAGUGUGUGGUGGUUCUUCACUAUGGUGAUGGUAGCUUCCUACGUCGGUACCUUGGUGGCUUUCCUAACUGUCGAGAAAAACAUUCUGCCCUUCAAUACAGUCGAAGAACUUUAUAACCAUAAAUCUAUUUCGUAUGGCGCGAAGGAACAAGGAUCUACUAUCAAGUUUUUUCAGGAUUCAGAAAAUCCUAUUUAUCAAGAGAUGUAUAAGAAGAUGGUGGCACGUAAUUGGCUUGUCAAGGAUAACGAUAUAGGUGUUCAGAGGGCUGAAAACCAGCAGUAUGCAUUUUUCAUGGAAUCAACUUCAAUAGAAUAUUAUAAGGAAAGACAUUGUGACUUACUUCAAAUUGGAAUGUUGCUCGACUCCAAAAGUUAUGGAAUCGGAAUGAAGAAAAAAUCACCAUACAAAAGAUACAUAGACGAUGCAUUGCUGAAACUCAAGGAGAGUGGCGAAAUAGACAAAUUAAAAAAUAUUUGGUGGAAAGAGAAAAGAGGCGGAGGGAAGUGUGGGGAAAAACGUGAUGAAGAACAAAAGCAACUUGGUAUGAAAAACAUGUUGGGAGCUUUCGUGGUGCUCGGCGUCGGCUGCCUCAUAGGAUUGUUCAUAUCCAUCAUAGACAUGCUAUGGGGGGUCUUCAAGCGAUCCGUUAAAUAUAGCACAACAUUCAAAUACGAGCUAGUGGAAGAGUUGAAAUUCGCUUUGAAGUUCAGUGGCAAUAUCAAACCUGUGAAAAGGCCGCAGAAAGCUAAUAUCGAUAGCAGUUUCGAAUCUCUCGCAAAAGCUGAAGGGAAGGAUGAGAUUCGUUCACUACACUCCAUUCGUUCUGGCAAGUCCAUUGACACGCACAGGACACAUCACUCGCACAGUUCCCGACAUUCGUCACGAAGUCUCAGCGUCGCAUUUGCUAAAAGACGAUCUUAUAGCUGAGGAAAUAGGUAUCAUUUUACUUUAACAGCUACUGAAGCGAAAUAUUUAUUGAAUAAAAUUAAUUUUUGAUUAAGUUUAUGCAGAAAAAUAAUGUUGAAUUAUUAUUUUGUUUUGUUAUUGUUAUAUGAAUGUUGUCGUCUGUUUUGGAUAAGGUUAAUGUUGUUUUUAUUAAUUAAGCAGCAUUUUUUUCAUUAUGAAUUCUGUUCUGUUGUUAAGCAUACGCUUCUUUACGCUAUUCAAAA
Molecule: messenger RNA, 3268 nt
Organism: Trichoplusia ni (cabbage looper)
Lineage: Eukaryota; Metazoa; Arthropoda; Insecta; Lepidoptera; Noctuidae
Product: glutamate receptor ionotropic, kainate 2-like
Exons: 17
Coding region: 303-3026 (907 amino acids)
Biological process (GO): modulation of chemical synaptic transmission; synaptic transmission, glutamatergic
Cellular component (GO): plasma membrane; postsynaptic membrane
Molecular function (GO): transmitter-gated monoatomic ion channel activity involved in regulation of postsynaptic membrane potential; glutamate-gated receptor activity
Source: RefSeq, a predicted model, not a curated record